This is a messenger RNA of Didymodactylos carnosus, 1422 nucleotides long. Lineage: Eukaryota; Metazoa; Rotifera; Eurotatoria; Philodinida; Philodinidae. The record is from the annotation of a GenBank genome assembly.
AUGGAUAAUUGUGACAGUCCUCCAGCUUCUCCAAGCUUUGCAUAUUUAACAGAACCGAUUGAUAAAAAUCUUGAAUGUGCAAUAUGUUUACAACGUUUGAGAGAUCCACGCGCUCUCCCAUGUCAACAUGUUUAUUGUUUGGAUUGUCUUCAGUCAUAUGGCCGAAAAAAUCUUGAAAAUCGUACACAAACAAUUAGAUGUCCAAUAUGUAAUCAAACAGUACCAUUUUCAUCUGCUGAUAAAUAUCCGGCAUCCUACAUUCAUCGUAAUUUACUCGAAUUAAAACCAAAAGAUUAUCAUAUUCUAGCGAAAUGUACAAAGUGUUUUGAAAAAACUCAAUUACAGGUAUGCAACUGUUGUGAUUAUCUAUUAUGUACAUGUUGUUAUAAUGAACAUCGUCAAUUAAUCUAUGAUAAUAUUGAACUUGUCACACAAACAUGUCAAUAUCGUUUAAAAUGUAUUCAACAAACAAAAAAUCAAUUAAAAAUAACAAAACAAUCAUCGUUGUCAACAAUAAAACAAGUUGAAACGGCAUAUGAAAAUUUAGAACGAAAAAUAGCUGACUAUAAAAAACAUGUUUUACAACGUUUAUAUAAAUAUAAUAAUAAUCUCAUCGAUAUAUUUUGGUCAAAAUUAAAUUUAUCAUCGAUCGAUUCUAUCGAAAAAAUUUUAAAACAAGCUGAUGAUUUAUUGAAAACAAAAAACGAUCAACAACAAAAAUUUGAUGAUGUAUUAACAGUCUAUUAUUCAUUAAUGUCGACCGCUGAACAGUUAGAACAUGCGAGCACGUUGAUUAAUACGUAUGAUUUAAAGAAAUUAUUGAAAAGUGAUAUACAAUUAUGUGGACAAGGUUUACCACAAAUGAAAAUCUAUAUUAAAAAGUUUGAUGAUAAUGAAAAAGAUGAAGAAGAAAUUACAUUGUUACCACCAGUAUUAUUAUUUGAUGGAAGUUCAUCGAGUACAACAGUUAGUUCGUCAUCAACUAGUUCAUCUACCUCAACAACACCAAUUGAUAUUAAUAGACAACGACGAAAAAAACAUGAACCAAAACGUUAUAUAGUUUCUCAGACUGAGGAUGAUGAGGAGGAAUAUGUGGAGAAUAAUCAAGAAUACUUACCCAUAUUAAAAAAAUUGAAAAUUGAAUGUGAAGUUUUAACAAGGAAUAUGUUUGAUUUACUACCGGCAUCCGAAAGCACAGUAAUACCAAAUAUGUUACCGUCACCAACAUUAUCAUCGAAUGCUUCGGUGGAAUUUUUAGAGUCAAUAUUGAACGAUGAUAGAUUAGAUGAGGAGGAAGAAGAAAGCGGUGACGAUGAUGAUGUAGUCUAUUUAGAAACAACAACAAAAAAUGACACUGCUACGAUUAUGGAUACAGAAAUAACAGAUAACUUUGAUUUAUUAUUUCAACCAGCAUCUUAUUAA